This is a messenger RNA of Ostrinia furnacalis (Asian corn borer), 1326 nucleotides long. Its product is annotated as hemicentin-1. The record is from RefSeq and is a predicted model, not a curated record. NCBI's taxonomy places the organism in Eukaryota, Metazoa, Arthropoda, Insecta, Lepidoptera, Crambidae. The coding region runs from base 84 to 1064 and encodes 326 amino acids. The transcript has 9 exons. Gene Ontology annotation, cellular component: neuron projection membrane. Gene Ontology annotation, biological process: synapse organization.
AGUUUUUGCCGAUCUAGCCCCAGGGACUCCAAUGAGGCGUUUCCUGGCAUAGAUAACCUGCUCAGCGGGUAGGAUGCGGCGGCAUGCACCGCAUCGUGCUACUAAUGGCGGUGCUUGCCAAGGCUGUCUCGCCACAGACCAGCGCCAUAGUUCCAAGCACUGAACCAAGCAUCUCCACCACCAUGGCGCCCCCACCGACGGUGUUCCGCAACCCUCGGCCUGUCACGGGGAAGCCCCGGCGACCGAGGCCCGGGAAGGCUGACUCGCCCAUGCUGAACUACAUAUUCGACUCGUACGCGACGAGCAACAAGCAUUUUCAUGACAAGUUCAAGCCACCUUCGUUCGAGGAUGGGAAGGCAUCGGAUGACACCCUCGUCAACGCUGACACAGGCUCAACGGUCAUCUUUGACUGCCGAGUCACUUCCCUAAGGGAUAAAACUGUAUCGUGGAUAAGAGUAUCAGAAGACGAGAAUUUGGAGCUACUAACGGUAGAUCUGGACACACAUACUGCAGAUUAUAGGUACAGAGUGGACAUAGCGGGUGAAACCUGGAAGCUAUCGUUGUCAGACGCCAAGGUCCACGACUCGGGAAUAUACUGCUGUCACGUUUCCACACACCCGCCCAUGCUGAAGAGGUUUAAACUUAUCGUCCAUUCACCUGAAAUAAGAAUGAGCAAGGAGGCUUUCCUGGAAAGCGGAGAGACGUUGUCACUUAAGUGCGCGGUUUUGAACCUGCACCCUGGCCAAGUGGAACCUGAGAUGAGGUGGUAUAAAGGAAACACCACCACUCCGUUGGAAGAUGUUAGAGGAGGCGUGCUGGUUGAAACUGACCAGUUGACGCUGACAAGUCAUUUGCAGGUGGCCCGACUGAAGGUGGAGGACGCGGGGAAUUACACGUGCGCGCUGGAAGCCCCGCUUCAGAUGAGGGCUGUCGCGAGAGUGCACGUCUUACAAGGUUCAAGCUUGGCCGAACUCCAGAGUGGUGUCAAGACCACCACCAGCUACUGCAGCCUGCUCCUCGCAUCCAUGGUGUUAUUGUUCGGCAUCCAUUGUGACGUAAGGUGACCUAUCUAGGAGACAGUCAUGGACAGAUGGGAUCAAAGCAAUAUAGGGUGUUUCAAGCAGUGACGGUUUUUUAUUUCGGAAAAAAGAAUUUUUUUGUACAGACUAAGAUUUGCUGUCUCACUUUAAAUGUUGCUACGGCAAGAAUAUUAAAAAUAUAGAGUUCUUUCUGUCUUAAAGCAUAAUCACAACUUUCUAGGAGACUCAUAACUGCUUAACAAUUUAAUUUUCAAUUGAUUUUGAACCCAAUAAAUUUUUAAAAGCA